AUGAUUAGAAAAAGCAAAACACAAAAUUCAUCUUGUAUUAAUAAUAAUAAUAAAUCAACAAAUUGUUCAAUUAAAUCAAGUACAAUUGAUAAUUCAAGUUUAUUAGAUAACAAUGAAUUUGAAAAACUUGUUGCAUCAAUUGAUCAGGAUAAAUUAUAUGCACAAAUGAUAAAUAAAAAUAGUAAAAAAAUGAAUAAAAUUGUUGAUGAAAAAAUGACUGCAAAUGAAGAAAAAAUAAAUAUUCCAUUGAUUAAAAAUAACGAAGGAGAAAUGUUAUUGAGAUUUUAUUGGCUUGAUGCUAUUGAAGAUCCUCAAAAUAAACCAGGUGUUGUAACACUAUUUGGUAAAAUAUAUAUUAAUAAAACAAAAACAUAUGAAUCAUGUUGUGUAAUUGUUAAAAAUAUACCAAGAAGAAUAUAUUGUUUACCAAGAGAAAAAGUUAAAAAAAAUAAAUUAAAUGACAAUGAAUAUGAAAAUAAUACAAUGGAAAAAGUUUAUGAGGAAUGGAAUGCUGAAGCAACAAAACGACGUAUAACAAAUUAUCGUUGUAAAAAAAUUUUAAAAAAUUAUGCAUUUGAUCGUGAAGGAACACCAUUACAAUCAGAAUAUCUUGAAGUUAGAUAUCCAGCUGAAUUUCCACCAAUUGAAUCAACAUAUUCUGGUGAAACAAUUGAACAUAUAUUUAAUACAACAGUUAAUCCAUUAGAGUUAUUUUUAAUUGAACGUGAAAUAAAAGGACCAUGUUGGCUUGAAAUAAAAUCACCAAUACAAACUGAUAAUUUUAAUACAUGGUCAAAGUAUCAAGUAAAUUGUUUAAAAAUGGAAAAUAUAAAUGUUUAUAAUUCAAAUGAUAAUAAUAAUAAUUUAAAUAUUCCAUAUGUAUCAAUGGCAACAAUGAAUAUUCGUACAACAUUAAAUUCAAAAACACAACAAAAUGAAAUAACAAUGAUUGGUUUAUUGUCAAAUAAAAAUUAUCAUAUUGAUAAGCCACCAUUAAGACCACCAUUUGAUAAUCAUUGUUGUUUUGUUACAAGACCAAAAGAUACACAAUGGCCAUUAUAUGCACGUGAUAAAAUUAAAAAAUUUCAAGAAACUACAAUAAUUUUUUGUGAAACAGAAAUUGAAUUACUUGAAAAAUUUCUUGAUAAAUAUCAAUCAAUUGAUCCAGAUUUUAUAAUUGGUUAUGAUUGUGGUUUUCAAUUUGAUGUAUUAAUACGUCGUUUGACAAAUUUAAAAAUUAAAAAUUGGAUGCGUACAAGUAAAUUAAAAGGUACAUUUAAUGUAUUUAUAAAUGGUAAAGUUAAUUUAUCACGUUCAUUUUGUGGUAGAGCAAUAUGUGAUGUACAAACAGCAGCUAAAGAAGUUAAUUUAAAAGUACGUAAUUAUGAUUUAGAUACAUUAUGUUCAACAGUAUUAAAAACAAAAACAAAUACAAUUAUUGAUAUUAAACCAUGUGAUUGUCCAAAUUUUUAUAAUGAAAUUAUAAAAAUAAUUGGUUUAAUUAAAAUAACAAUGAUGGAAGUAAAUUACAUAUUAUCAUUAAUAUGUGAAAUGAAUAUAAUACCACUUGCAUUACAAAUAACAUGUAUUGCUGGUAAUGUAUUAUCACGUACAUUAAAUGCUGGACGUUCAGAAAGAAAUGAAUAUUUAUUACUUCAUGCAUUUCAUAAAAAAGACUAUAUAACACCUGAUCGUAAAUUAAAUAUUAAAUCAUCAAAUGCUAAUUCAAGUAAAGCAAAAUCAGCAUACAUUGGUGGUCUUGUACUUGAACCACAAAGAGGUUUUUAUGAUCAGCUUGUAUUAUUGAUGGAUUUUAAUUCACUCUAUCCAAGUAUAAUACAAGAAUAUAAUUUAUGUUUUUCAACAAUACCUGGUAUAUGUUAUCGUGAUAAUAUUGAUCCAAUUAAAGAUUUACCAAAUGAUGAUGUUGAAUUUGGUAUUGUACCAACACAAAUUCGUAAACUUGUUGAAAGUCGUCGUGAAGUUAAAAAACUAUUAAAAACACCAAAUUUAACAGCUGAAUUAAAAAUGCAAUAUAAUAUACGUCAACUUGCAUUAAAAUUAACAGCAAAUUCAAUGUAUGGUUGUCUUGGUGCAUCACAUUGUCGUUUUUAUGCUAAACAUUUAGCUGCAUUAGUUACAACAAAAGGACGUGAUAUAUUACAAAAUACAAAAGCUCUUGUUGAAAAAUUAAAUUAUCAAGUUAUUUAUGGUGAUACUGAUUCAAUUAUGAUUAAUAGUAAAAUUAUUAAUUAUGAUGAAGCAUAUGGAAUUGCUAAAAAAAUUAAAAUUGAAGUUAAUAAAUUAUAUAAACAGAUUGAACUUGAUAUUGAUGGUUUAUUUAAAUAUAUGUUAUUAUUAAAUAAAAAAAAAUAUGCUGCUGUGUCAAUAAAUAAAUUGCCAAAUGGAAAAUAUCAAUAUGAAACUGAAAUAAAAGGUUUAGAUGUUGUUAGAAGAGAUUGGUGUCAAUUGGCAUGUGAUACUGGUAAAAAAAUAAUUGAUCAUAUAUUUAUGGAUUUAACAAUUGAAGAAAAAACAUGUAAAAUACGUGAGCUAUUAAAUCAAAUUGCAAAUGAUGUUAAUAAUAAUAAAUUACCAUUAUCAUCAUAUGUUAUAACAAAACAAUUAUCUAAAAAUCCAAAAGAUUAUCCUGAUAAUAAACAGCCACAUGUUGCAAUUGCAUUGAGAUUAAAUAAAGAAGGUGGUAGAAUGUGGAAAAAAGAUGAUACUGUACCAUAUAUUAUUUGUUUAGAUACAACAACAAGAACACCAACAGAACGUGCAUAUCAUAUUGAUGAAUUUAAAAAAAAUGAUGAAUUAAAAAUUGACAUUGAUUAUUAUCUUAGUUGUCAAAUUAUACCAGUUGCUGAAAGAAUAACACAACCAAUACCAGAACUUGAUGGUGGUUUUCUUGCUGAAUCACUUGGUAUUAAAAAUUAUAAAAGUAAAAAUACGGCAAAAAUGAAUCAAGCAAUUAAUAAUAAUGAUGAUGAUGAUAAUAAUACAGAUGAAGAUGAUUUAAAAAAAUAUGAAAAUUGUGAAUCAUUUAAAUUUACUUGUAGAAAUACAACUUGUGGUGCUGUUAAUGAAGUUAGAAGUUUCAUGAGAGAGGAUAAUGUUGGAUUAAAAAAACCAGUAAUGCUUGAGUGUAUUAAUAAAAAAUGUAAAUUACCACCAUGGAAAUAUGUUGAUGUUAUUAAAAAUGAUUUACAAACUACAAUUAGAUUAAAAAUACAACGAUAUUAUGGUCCAACAAUUCAAUGUCAAAAUACCGAGUGUUUAAAAAUUUGUAAGAGAUUUGGUAUAGGUAAUGCCGAUAAAUCACCAACAUGUAUCAAGUGUCAAAAAGUUGGUAUGAUUCAAGAAUACACUGCUGCUGAUUUUUAUAAUCAACUUGAAUUUUAUGAACAGCUAUUUAAUUCGUCUAAAGAGGAUUCAACAAAAGAUCAACGUCAACUUAAAUUAAACUAUCCAGUUGAAAUGAUUAAUGCUUGUAAUUCACUUAAUCAAUUUGUUGAAAAUUAUUUAAAACACAAUGCAUAUACAGCUAUUAAUUUUGAUAGUUUAUAUUUUUUUACAAAAAAAAAAUGCUGGGAUCCAAGUUCAUAUCAGAAAGCGGUUUAACAAAAAAAAAAAA
Aphidius gifuensis is the source of this 3637-nucleotide messenger RNA. It is a transcript of the gene DNApol-alpha180, whose product is annotated as DNA polymerase alpha catalytic subunit. Gene Ontology annotation, cellular component: alpha DNA polymerase:primase complex. Gene Ontology annotation, biological process: mitotic DNA replication initiation; leading strand elongation; DNA replication. Lineage: Eukaryota; Metazoa; Arthropoda; Insecta; Hymenoptera; Braconidae. The coding region runs from base 1 to 3624 and encodes 1207 amino acids. The record is from RefSeq and is a predicted model, not a curated record. The transcript has a single exon. Gene Ontology annotation, molecular function: single-stranded DNA binding; DNA replication origin binding; pyrimidine nucleotide binding.